Pieris rapae (cabbage white) is the source of this 3754-nucleotide messenger RNA. RefSeq names its product C-Maf-inducing protein. Bases 654 to 3266 code for a protein of 870 amino acids. The record is from RefSeq and is a predicted model, not a curated record. Lineage: Eukaryota; Metazoa; Arthropoda; Insecta; Lepidoptera; Pieridae. The transcript has 14 exons.
ACUGUCUUCUUAGUUGUAUUUUGAGUUUCGCACGCGACUAUCAUGUAGUUACAUGAUAGCGAUGACGCAGAAGGCAAUAACAUAAUAAUGUAGUUCUAGAAAUAGCCACACCGGGGCGUUGCUCAACAUGAAAUUACAACGCGCAUGCUUACUUUAUAUUGAUACAAACAAGAAGUGUACAAUCGAGUCCGUUAAAUAUAGGUAUAGUAUGAUGACAGCGGUACUCGGCAGCCGCUAGCGAGUGUAUAGUGUUCAGUUUGCGCACACUGCCCGAGUUUAUACGAGGUUGAUUGUGUUUCGUUUUGACGCAUAAUAAUCCGUGGUGUUUCUGCGGCUUAUGAUCGAUUUGCGUAAUCUAUUUUCAUAAACACACAUAAUUUUCUUUGCGAUUUCAGUGCGCCGCAGUUAUUAUGAAAGUGAUACAUUUUAACAUCGAUCAUAACCGUGAGCUUAGGCACAUACGAGUAGUUAUAGCGUGAGGAAUUGCCACACCAGAUUGAACGUAAGAUUCGUGUAGUAUUUGGGAUCACUAUGUUUAUAAAUGUGUGUGAAAUUUAUGAACAAAAAAUCAUCAUAAACUGUGCGUUAAUUUACUGUGGAAAAUGACAUUAUAAUAAUUAUUUUUGAAAGUAGGUAGAUAUACAAUUGUCAGAAUGCCUUCACAAAGUCAAGAAAUAAAUAUUGAUAUAAACUCUAAUGAAGAUUCGACUUCCAUAAGUGAACCAAAGGACGAUAGAAACGAGGAAGUUAAAUAUGUGGCUGCAGAGAAUGUUGGAAGCAUUGCUCCGGCGGGCCUUAGUUCGGACCAAAAACUGGCAUUUGCCUUAAGAGAUUUCUUGGGACCUUCUAGCAUGGUUCCCUCUGAUGAUACACCAUCUCCGUCCAUCACCGAACAAAAGCUGCCUUAUAUAGAUGAAAUUUUAGAUGCUGAUCUUGCGAAUUCCGACGAAGAGCUUAAGACGUGUCAGGAGACCGAGGAAGUUUUAAAUAACGCGGCAUGCAGGCUGAGACGAUGGCGUGCAGCAUCACGAAAGCUUCGUAGACCUCGUAUAAUCGACAACCUAUGUAGCAGUAAGGAGUGUGGUAGUGGAAAGGCUUUUAGUGGUGGUCAUACGGAUUUAGCCGAUCGUUUGAGAAGUUUGGCGGCGGCCGGAGGCAUGUCAGCAUCGGCUGGAGAACUAAUGUCCUUGGCUCCACCACCUCCUGCUGCCACUGCCCCAUCUUCACCAGGAUGCUUGCUCACACCAACUCUUGCCGAGCAGAGUUCCGCUGAAUAUUUUGGGUCAAGUCCUGAGUGCUGUAUAGAUGUUAUCGGGUCAAAAGUUACAAACUCGUCUGGGACUCCCGUGCCACCCCCGGGACCGAGGUACAAGUUGGCUACAGAAGGAACUUUGAGAAUAUGUUCCUUUCAACAUACUAGGACUGUGGUUGACAAAAUCUUAGCAGCCAAAUUCUUUAGGAGAUGGGAAAGCCACGUUCUGUGUUUACUGGAUGACCACAUCGUCUCAAAAACUCCUUGCGGUCAAAUGGAACGACCAUUGACGUACAACUGCAUGCAGGAAGUAUACUGUAUAUCGAGAUGGGAUCCCGCCAGAAAGUACUGUCUGCGAAUUGUAAUGCCUCAUGGAUCAUUAUUAUUACAGGCUAACGAUGCAUACACAAGGGACCAGUGGUACUACUCAAUAGUGUGGAGAAGGAACAUGCUGCGUUAUCGUAAUAUAUUAACGAAAACUGUGAGGAAGGAAUUAGUCGUGAAAGAGUUAAAGAACAUGGUGGAUUUCGUGAUGACAACACCAUUGCAGGACGAGUGUGUGACGAGGACACCCUUGUUGCUGCUAACAAAUUUACUCUCUGAGAACAAAGACAGUCCAGACUGGGAGGACUGGGCUGAAACAACGACAAGCGUUGCUGCACCACUUUUAGCAGAGAGAGGUGUCAACGGUGAGCUGUGUGCACUGCUCGCGCGGUUAUGUAGACGCAGACCCCGGUCUGCUCCUUUGCCAGCACUGGCACCGCCUGUGAGGCGCGUGCUGACUAGAAAUGUUGAUUUCGGAAAAGCGCCUCAUGCACGACAGUUCGUUAGGGACUAUAUAAGUGCCUUAAGCGCUCAUAACUCCGGACCAAGCUUAGUUCGACGCUUUGUGGAGGUCACUCAUGGAAAUCGUGCCACUUGCCCCCAUCCCAGAGCUGCUCCCAACUUGGCAGCAGUAGUCUUGGCAGCUAUUGAUGAUCACUACAGGAAUUAUACCACGCCACAUCAGUGCGAUGAUACUGAAUACGACGUACUAUGCUUUGCGGAUAUCUUGGAGCACAUGUGCGAAUACGAAGACUGGCUGACAAUAGUAGGAGGAGUCUUACAGCCCGUUCCUAUACGAGCUAGUGCCAUGGCGUGUCCUCGAGUUGCAUUUCGCUUGGGGAAUGUACUAAAUGCAUUAUCUCGGGAUCAGCGCUGCUCUGUGCACAGUUGUGUGGCAUCCGCCCGGGCUGCUCGACCCUGCCCACCGUCUUGGUUGCGGGCCGCGGCACCUUCAGAACCAAUUCUGUCAUUGCCACAUGCGAAGCUGUGUCAAGUGUGGGGAGAUAUGGUACAAGCUUUACUGAAUUGUUGCUGCAAAAGAAAAAGCUUCCUCCAAAGUAUGAGUAAACAAUUGCCAGACUUCAUGAUAGUUGCCUUGACUGAACACCCGGCAGCUCUAGAAGCCUUAUGCCUGAUGCUCGAAUGGGAGGUGGCCAGUGGGGAACAAACUCAAUUAGAGAUUAUUGCUGCCUUACAGGGUACUGAAUUAGGAAAGCAGUAUUAUACAGAUUUAUGUGAACGACAAAAAACAUUGCAACGACUUCAAGCACAUGGAGGUCCCAAACGGUUAGCCUUGCCAGUGCGUGCGACGGAUGAAGAUGUUGCGGCAUUACUAGAAGCUGGAGCCCUUGGUAACCUUGAAUGUUUGAGCCUUGCUUUCACUAGCGUCACAAGCGCUUGCGCACAUCAUUUAAUAAAGCUACCGUCACUUCGCUACCUUAACCUAUGGGCAACAAAGUUCGGAGAUAGUGGAGUUCAACUGAUAGCGGAACAUUUACCGCGACUGCAAGUACUUAACCUAUGCGAAACUCCCGUCUCUGAUAAGGGCAUAGAGGCAUUAUCAGGACUAUCCAGUCUUAGAAGAAUAAAUCUUAACAGCACUAAACUAUCAGCCGAGGCCUUCGAUACUCUACGUCAAAGGUUACCCCAGCUUCAAGAAUAUGAUGUUCGCUACACUGAGGCUUGGUGACAAAACAACUUUUCUUAGUAGUAAUAUAGUACCUACAGGUUUUUAUCCAGGUGCAAAUACAACAUAAUUAUUUGCGACUUCGAAAUUUUUGCUUUUUUUAACUGUAAAUAAUUAAAUAAAUCAUCCAUCAUAGAAAUAUCCUAAACUCCAAAAUCGUUUAAAGUCGGUUAAUGAAUUCCAAUUCCAAGCGCAAUGGUAUAAAUAAAGAACGUGUUCUAACACUAUUGUGCACUUUACAUUUAAUAUAAUCAAACUUAAAUCUAGUGUCAUUUGGAUGUUGGAAUACGAUCCUUUGAGCGCGACGAAUUAGGAAUACCUACUAUAUCAACAUUAAAUUUAAUGCAUUUAUUACAAAACCUUUCCUAAUCUAUAAAUUUCUUUAUGUAUUAAGUUUUAUUCCUAAGUAUAUUUAUAGACUACUAUAGUUAUAAGGAUUCUUUACCGAUUAAGUAUUAUAGUAUGUAUUAAAAUAAAUCUAUGCCAGACUU